Molecule: messenger RNA, 3898 nt
Organism: Polypterus senegalus (gray bichir)
Lineage: Eukaryota; Metazoa; Chordata; Cladistia; Polypteriformes; Polypteridae
Exons: 26
Coding region: 52-3456 (1134 amino acids)
Source: RefSeq, a predicted model, not a curated record
CUUGAACCCCUGUCCACGACUCCAGACACCAGCAUCUCCUGACUUAAUACAAUGGACAGCAAAAUUCAGCAAAGCCCACAGUGGGGGAAGCAUGGCUUUGGGGAGCCCUGGUUAGAUUCAUGCCUCGAGGAGACACUUAUUCCUGGAAAAGUGUGGCAUAAGGUGUAUGAUAAGCUUGGCCCAGCCUUUGCCCGGGAAGUUGAGAGACAACUGAAGCAACCCGAACACAGUCAUUUAAUUUUCAGCAUCCUUGGAGAACACUUUGUUUGGAAGUAUUUCAGAGAAUCCCCCCACUGGCCUAGUCCCCUGUCUUAUUCCAAGUUGAGUGAUACUGAGAGACGGUCACUAGAAGGUGCGACCCAUGCGCUUUUGGAGAAGCUUUUGGAGAAAGCAGCUGCUGAGGUGCAUUGCCAAAUAAGAAUAGAUGGUGACUAUUCAGGAUCUUCUAAGGAAAUGGAGGAUUUUGUCCGUGACACCUACAAUUUAGUGGCUACACAGCUUAUGCAUUUGCUAACCAAAGAAGAGGCAGAGCAACAUGUCAGUGAAGAUAUGGAAUCAGAAUGGUAUGCUCAGGCUCAGAUCUUUUCACCAAGAAGGCGAGAAAAUUCAGUGGAUAGUAAAGACCUUCAUUUGACAACAAGACGGGGAUCUGCUUAUCAGUUAAAACCAAGAGGUGAAGGCCUCCACCUUGCUGACCAAAAGACUCCUCCUCUUAUCAGUACUGAGUCGGAAGUGCUGGGAGCCUCAGCAGCCACCAUCCUUGCUGUUCAUCCUGAGCUGAUGACCACAGUGUGCGAGAGGCUGAAAGGAAAACUGUUGCCAACUGCCCUUCGAAGCUCCAUCUGGCUUGAUAAACUGCUGAAGGCAGACGAAAUAUUAAAUAAACCUAACAGCUUGCAGAAUCUUGAAAAAGCAUCCAGAGAAAAAUUUGGUCGAGCAGUGGAACGCAGAGUUGGGGAAUUAAAACUGAGAAGUGCUACACGCUCACCUAUUUCUGGCUUAAUUGAAAAUGCAGUGGUUGAGAAAUAUGAAAGGAUGCCCUGCAUGCAAGCCUUUGCUACCAAUGAACAGAUGAUUGCUGAAGCGAGCAAAGCAUUGAAUAUCCUGUAUGUGCACAGUGGCGUGUAUGAGCCUUAUCUUGUCCUGUGGCUAUUUCCACUGCAGAUUGCUUUUAAGCAGACAUACGUGAGAGCUGAACACUGCUAUGAGCUGGCGAUGUACUUGCAUUUUCUAAUUCACAAGUUUCCAUCCUGGCCUAAAAUCUUAGGCUUGGCUGAGAAAGUCAUGAAGCGUGUACAGGAAGAGGACUCAGACUUAUAUGUGCACCUCCAGUCCUGUUCCAUGAAACAAACUGAAUCUAGCUCCAAGGACUUCUUAGUUGAGCUUAUUGCUCAUGAAAGAGAACAGGCUUUUGAAAUGCUGGAUGUUCCAGCCAAGAUGGACAGACAACACAUUAUCAACAGUGAGCUGCUGGCAAAUCCUGUUAUUUUUCUUCGAAAGUGGAUGAGUGAGGGUUUUAUCAGUGCACUUGACCUGCCUGCUGUGUUGUUGAUUUGGGACCAGUUUUUCAUGGAGGACUGGAACUGCCAAGUGAUGGAAGAUUUCUCUCUUGCAAUAUUGAUGCUGCUUAAGGAUCCACUGAUGGCAACGUAUGACUAUCAGUCAUUAAGACAGGUAUUUUUGGACCAACCCAGCCAUCUAUUUACAGAAGACAUUCGAAAAUCCUGGGUUCACUUGCAACAAGGAGGGCUACCAGCUGAUAUCCCGUGGUUUAACCAGUCAAAUAUAAGGUUCCUUCAGGGGAUAUCAUCAAGUCCAAGACAAAGAGAUCCAGUGCAUCCAGGUCCUAAUGUUCAGGUCAAUGUAUACAACUCAAAUGAGGAACUUCCCAAUAAACAGCCAGGAGGUGCUUUAGAUGUGUAUAUUGAUGCAGUGCAGUACAUUCCAGACAAUGCCACCAUAAUAAAGGUAACAGGUCAUUUCAUUCAAGAAGGAAUAGAUAUUCCAGAUAUACUGGCUCUUCCAGAGCUCCAUUCGCCAGCAAGAAGCCCACAAUUCCUAUAUCGCAUGACUACAAUGGAGGAAAAGAAGCUGGACCCUAAAGCAUUGCUCUUGCUGACAGUGUACACUGUUGAUGCAGAAUCCGGAGGACUUAGUGGUAUAGGGAGCUGCUUUGUCCAUCUAUUUGAUGAACAUGGGCACUUAAAUGUGGGAGGAUUUCAACUCAGAUUAAGAGGAGGAGUGCAAUCAAAAGAAAUCACCCUCACUGAAUCAUCACUCAGCCGCUACCCCGUAGUUCCUUGUUGCUCACUUUUAAUCCGAAUUUUACCUCACACCCUAGAUAUUGUUCAGCCUCCGGAGAACCAGAGUGCAUUUUACCAAAUGAUUGAACCAAAGCUCAAUAAAUCAGAAUUGGAUAUUAUCUCUUCUUUUGAGAAAGACUCCAAGUUUCCAACAACAGUGCAAGAUAUGUUAGAGUUACUAAUGAAAAAGGAGCAAGCUUCAGUUCCUGCUGCUCAGUGGCUUAACUGGUAUAAAGAGAGGAUGGAUGUCACAAAGCUGCUUUCAUCUCAACAGUACCUCAGCAUGAGCCAUAUGGUACACUACCGCCAACAAGCUGGCAUUCGAAUCCGAGUUGCACAAGCAUUUGGACUUGCUGCUGACGGCUUAUAUGUGAAUGCUCUGGCAAGAAUUCUGAAAGGAGAUGCCAGUCAACAUCUCCCAGAGCUCCCAGGGCACUGGGGCGGUGAGGAGAAGUUUCUCAGUCAUCGGCAUGAUUUUGCAAGCCUCCUGAGAUCUCCACGCUGGACCGAUCCAUCAGUGGUACUUCAUCCUUACUUUGAUAUGAAAACUGUCUUGUUGGUUGAGUUUUUUGGCCUCAAAGCAGUGUAUAAACCAGAUCCAAGUGGGAAUCAGCAUGGCAAAGUUAUGUCCCGCUCUGGGAAAGAACUGAAUUUCUCUGCCAUGUCACACUUGGGAUGGGCAGCAGUGCCUCUCUUUGAAAGUUCCCAUGUGUAUACUGGAGUACACCAUGUCCCCAUCUUCAAAAACAAACCUGAUGCUGAGAUUCUGAGGGCUGUAGUGGCCCAUCCUUUGAAAGAGGUCAUCAUGACGAGGCUGAAGAAGAAGACACUGAAGGCCCUGAAAACAUUUGGCAGUGUGGCUGUGGAGCUAUGGGAUGGCCACUUCUUGGACAAUGAGCAUCCUGAUUUGCCUGUAAAUCAAGAACUGCUAAAGCUGAAUAAUCUGUCCAAAUCACUCAAAGCACAGUCAAAUCAUUCUGGGAAAGGCAUGUCCAAUCUGAUUCUACAGACUUUAAAUAAGCAAUUCAGGAAACAGGGUCGAAACAGUCCUGCCUAUCAGCUUGAGGAGCGCUUCUAUGAAGAAUCGAUGGGCCGCACAUUUCACUCAUUAAUGGAGGAUCACCUAAUAAGCUCAGGCUAUGGCCCAAUAUAGAAGGAAUGCAGCAACGGAGAAUCCUGCAAACAUCUACACGCGACCAGACUGAUACCCAUUUAGUCGCCAUGGUGUACAGGAUGGAACUACCUGGAACUUUCUUCUUCUUCUUGGCCAAACAACUACCAGUUCUCUUACUUUCCCCUUGUAUUUCACAGGGGACACACACUGCCUGAAAUAGAUGUUCUCUUGUUUCACACCCAGGUAGAAAUUGAAAUAAGGCAAGUUUCUUGUCUAUUGCUGAUUUCUUGGCUCAUCAUUUAUUUCUUUAAUAAGAGAACAUUUAAUUAAAUUGAAUAGAAUCAGCUGUAAACAUGUGGCUUAAUUCAGAAAAAAAGACAUCCAGAGAUUGGGUGGAAGUUUCCUGAUAGUCUUCUUCUUCUUCUUUUGGCUGUUCCUGUUAGGGGUUGCCACAGUGGAUCAUCUUUUUCCAUAUCUUUCU